Pygocentrus nattereri (red-bellied piranha) is the source of this 2981-nucleotide messenger RNA. It is a transcript of the gene syngr3a, whose product is annotated as synaptogyrin 3a. The transcript is spliced from 4 exons. Bases 167 to 853 code for a protein of 228 amino acids. The record is from RefSeq and is a predicted model, not a curated record. Gene Ontology annotation, cellular component: synaptic vesicle membrane; neuromuscular junction. Lineage: Eukaryota; Metazoa; Chordata; Actinopteri; Characiformes; Serrasalmidae.
UGACGCUAGAUGGUGCUGUUGAGUCAGUUGCAGUAGAGCGUGCGCAAGGGAGCUGCCAGGCGGUGGUGUGUGUGUGCGUGUGUGUGUGUGUGUGUGUAUACGUUGUAUGUAUGUGUGUGCCUAUCUCGACCCACAGCCUUAAACGUGAAUAACGGUGUGAGGAAAAAUGGACGGAGUGGGGUCUUUUGGCGCUGGAAGAGCUGGGUCUGCUUUCGACCCUGUUUCUUUUGUACAGCAGCCGCAGACCAUUCUUAGGAUAUUAUCAUGGAUCUUCUCAAUGGUGGUAUUUGGCUCCAUAAUAAAUGAAGGCUACGUCAACAUUGGAAGCGAGCGGCUCUACUGUGUUUUCAACAAGAACUAUGAUGCCUGCAACUAUGGGAUCACCAUUGGGCUCAUAGCCUUUUUGGCCUGCAUCUUCUUCUUCCUCCUUGAUGUGAAGUUCCAACAAAUCAGCAGUGUUAAAGACAGGAAGAAGGCAAUCAUGUUGGAGAUUGGCUUCUCAGGUUUCUGGACGUUCCUGUGGUUUGUUUGUUUCUGCUUCUUGGCUAACCAGUGGCAACGUACCACGCCAGAUGAGCUGCCCCUGAACCAGGGAGCUGAUGCGGCCAGAGCUGCCAUAGCCUUCUCCUUCUUCUCCAUCUUCACCUGGGCUGGUCUGACCGUGAGAGCAGUGCAGAAGUAUCUGCUGGGAACUGAUAUGUCCCUUUUCACCACAGAACAUAUGGAUGGCAACCAAACCAUUCAGCCAUACCCAACUGGGCCUGCUGCAGAGACCACCGAUACAUACCAGAGUCCACCUUUCACUGAGAACCUAGAUUCUAAUGCUCCAACCUACCAGGUGCCAAUUUACUAAAGAGGUACCAAUCAGGAUCCAUGUGCAAUGUAACUGGCCUGUUAAAACUAGUACGAAUGGAGGGAGAGGCUCCGGCCUUUCUGCAAGCCGACAUGGUGUGACACUGUUCAUAGGUAGUGCUGUGCUGUGACCUUCUGUACAAGAGUUUGUUGAUUGUGAUUUCACUUUUAUUUGGGUCUAAAUGGGUAGUUAAACCUUACUUCAUCAGGUUGAAUCGGACAGAAGUAAAUAACACCUCCCCUGGGUGUGAUAGAGGCUAUCGUGGUCCUUCUAGGUCAGUAAAACGAGGAAGAUUCAGACUAGCUUUCAAGAGAUAAUACAUACAGUCAGCUGAACUGAAAAACGCCUUGUAAUACAAUGUCAGUGCUGAUUAGCUAAUGGAACAGGAAAAUAUGCAUGUACAAUAUAUUAUUCAGAAAGCAAUUAAGUGCCAUGCAUUAAAAACAAUAACUUGAAACAAUACUGUAGCUAUCCAUAAUCUGGUGGGAAAACGAAGUGCAAUAUUUCUAAGAUAUUUAUGAAAGCGGUCCUUAAAUUAUAUGGAAGUACAAUGUUUACCAGUUAAAAGCUGCCAAAUUGUCUGUUUGUCUUGGAAGGAUUAUUUCAGAGUGCAGUCUUCCUCAGAGAAGGAAGCCUGAGGAGGCUCCAUUGUAGAUAACUGUGUCUUACAUGUUGAAGAUUAUCUCAGUGUAGCAAGCAACCUGCCAGUUCAGUGUUUUAGUGAAGCCAAUGCAGGAUUUUGCGUCUGGAUAAAGACUGUGUGCUUUUAAUUUGAGUGUAUUUUAGUAGGUUAGGAUGUGUACAUACCACAGAUGAUAUUACCCUAUAUUUACACCCCAAAGAAGGAGUCCAAAUCCUGGCAUUGAUUAGCAAUGAAUGAAUUUUGAAGGCGCCAGUAUAAAGGCUCAGUCUGCAACAUUGAAAACACCUGAAACACUUUAAAGGGGCAUUCCAGGCUAAAAUUACAUUAUUAAUAUAUUAUUUGUAGUGUUAUGCAGUGCUCUGUAGCGCAGCAUUGUAUCACUCAGCAUCAUCGGUUGGGCAGUAGAGACAAGGGUUCUACCUUUUCAGCCAGUCAAAAGAAGAUAAACUGAAUAAAGUAUCUCUCUAGCCAGGAAGCUACCUUGCUUUUAGUUUGUUGUGCUCUUCAACUGACAAGGCAUUUCUGUCAUUUGAGUAACUGAGUAAUUAUUUUCAUUUAAUUGUAAUUUUAAAACAGUACAACCGUUAUACAGCUGUGAUAUCUGAUGUCCUAGCAGUACUGUUAGCUAUCUCGCUUCCUUCUGCUCUCUCCACCUAACAGAAACAAAUGAGCCCACCCCCCCAAAAUCUGCCACUUUCAAGGUACAUAAUAAAGGGUUUCUUCUACUCUUUAAACCGGAAAUGUUCAUUCUAUAGACUACUGGGGCACUGCUGUAGGAUGCAAGUAGACAUGUUUGCCACAGAUGUAGUGAUAGUCGUAUUUUUCAUUUUCGGCUGGAGUGUCCCUUUAAUUCUAUAAGGAGAAUUUUAUUAGAAAGGCAUGAAAAAUCAAGAGAUCAAAAUAAAGUCAUCUGGAUUAAAGUAAAACUGUAGUUUUUUCAAGCACGCAAGUCAGUUGUUAAAAUGUUUGGUGACCAUCUUCAGUGCUUCGUCUGAUAUGUGGUAGAACAUCACUACUGUUUCUGUGUUUUUGGAUAGGGAAGCAUACACAAAGUGAUACUGAGUGUAAUUCAAUACAUGACAUGUAAAUGGAAUAUGUCUGUGAAAGUGGUCAGGGUUUGUGUGUUUCCCAUACUAACGCUGCACUUAAAAUAGAAUACCUUCUGGACCACACAUCAACACGGAUUUACUACAGUCUGUAAUUGUUGGUACAAAAUUCGCACCACUGACAGGGUAAGACAUUUGAAAUACUAAUUUACACACAAAUUAAUAUUUGAUGUUUUUGUUAGCAAAAUUUGCGCCAGUAAAAGGAUUAUAAAUAAAGCCCAGAGAUUUUUAUUUAUAUUAUACUAUAACCUCUGGCAUCAUAGCCCAUCUUGUGUGUUACUGCUGUAUACUGAAGACUUACUGUUGUCAACUUGAAUGUCUUUGGACUGCAGUUGUCUGACAUGAAAAUAAAAGACUUGUUUUUCAUGAGAAAAACUGA